UUUAAUUUUGCAGUGCCAAUGUUCACAGAGAAUUUUGAGAUUCUUGACAGAGAAAAUAGCCCGAUAGUCCUUGUGAACACAUUUCAAGCCUUGGAGCCUGGGCCUUUGAGUGUUAUAGAUAAGUACAAGUGGAUGGAUAUAGGGCCACUAAUUCCGUCCGCAUUUUUAGAUGGAAAGGACCCUUCGGAUACUGCAUUUGGAGGUGAUCUGAUUCAGAAGUCUGUGGAUUAUGUACAGUGGUUGGACUCCAAAGAGAAAUUAUCUGUAGUUUAUGUAGCUUUUGGCAGCUAUUCUGAGCUAUCUAAACCACAAACGGAAGAGAUAGCCAAAGGUCUGAUCAAAAGCGGAAGGCCAUUCCUUUGGGUGAUCAGAGGCGUAGACAAUAGUGAGAAACUAGAGGAAAUGCUGAGCUGUGGGAAGGAUUUGGAAAAGCAAGGCAAGAUUGUGCCUUGGUGUACUCAGGUGGAGGUUCUGUCGCAUCCUUCUGUGGGAUGCUUUUUCACUCACUGUGGUUGGAAUUCGUCGCUUGAGAGUCUAGCUUCAGGGGUGCCUGUGGUGGCGUUCCCGCAAUGGAUUGAUCAGACCAUAAAUGCCAAACUCAUACAAGAUUUCUGGAGGACUGGAUUGAGUGUAGGCAAACCGGAAGAUGGAGGAGUUGUAAAGGCUGAUGAGAUCGAAAGGUGCUUAGAGAUUGUUAUGGAUGGUGGAGAAAGAGGAGAGGAAAUGAGAAGGGAAGCCAGGAAAUGGAGAGACUUGGCAAAGGAAGCAGCCAAGGAAGGUGGUACCUCUUAUGUCAAUCUCAAGACUUUCGCAGAUCAAGUUCUUGCUGCGGACACAACGAGGUGUUAGAUAGUUGGAAUAAGCCGUUUAACUCUUGUACCCUUUGGGCUAUAUUUGUUCCCAUCUUCGAAUUCAGUAAAUUGCAUGUUUUAUUUCACUUUGGCUGUAUAUGUAUUUUAUUUUUUGCUUCA
Sesamum indicum (sesame) is the source of this 971-nucleotide messenger RNA. The record is from RefSeq and is a predicted model, not a curated record. Lineage: Eukaryota; Viridiplantae; Streptophyta; Magnoliopsida; Lamiales; Pedaliaceae.